This is a messenger RNA of Ectocarpus sp. CCAP 1310/34, 1751 nucleotides long. The record is from the annotation of a GenBank genome assembly. Lineage: Eukaryota; Phaeophyceae; Ectocarpales; Ectocarpaceae.
UUCGGCUGGCAGCGCACUCACUCUGACCCCUGUGUCUACAUCUUCGUAAGCGGGGACGAACUCAGAAUCCUCGCGAUCUACGUCGACGACAUCCUCCUCACGGGCGGAAACAAGUAGAUCGUAAGCAGGAAAAAGAAGGGACUCAUGGACAGCUUCGAAAUGACAGACAUGGGAGAGGUCAAGCGCGUAAUCGGCAUCGAAGUGCAGCGGGACUACGAACAUGGCACACUAGCCAUAUCGCAAGGACCCUACGCGAGAGAUAUCCUACAGCGAUACGGAAUGGAACAGGCAAACCCGGUCAGCACCCCCGGGUAUGGAGCAGAACUAUCAACCGAGCAGCCACAAGACCAACUACUCGGACCCGAGGAAAAGCAGAGAUUUCAGACCAUCACUGGGAGUCUCCUGUACCUUGCCCAAUGCACCCGCUACGAUCUGUCAUACGCAGUGCACCAACUGACACGGGCAUGCGCAAACCCAGCACAGGUCCACAUGGCUGCGGCCAAGCACCUACUACGGUACCUACGCGGAACGCCGGACCUGCCGAUCGUGUACAAGAAGGGGCAGUUCAGACUCUCGUGCUUCACUGACUCGUCAUUUGGAGCCAACCCAGACAACGGCAGGUCUACCACCGGAUACCUGUUCUUCCUAGGAGGGGGACUGAUCAGCUACGGAGCCAAGGCACAGACUCUCGCAGCACAGAACACCGUGGAGGCCGAACUUCAAGCGCUGAGCUUCAGUGCUCGCGAGGCAGUCUACAUCUCCAACUUCAUGACGGAAAUCGGAUUCAAGACCUUUCGAUCGGUACCCAUCAACAGCGACAGCACCGGAGCAUUGACUGUGGCCAGCAACGCGAUGUUCAGCUCUAGAACCAAGCACAUCGCGCUCCGGUUCUUCUUCCUCAGGGAACUCACGAAGGGGCACCGGAUCACUCUUCACCACCAACCUAGUGCCACGAUGUUGGCGGACAUCGCGACGAAACAUCUCCCGAAGCAGCGAUUCGCCACCAUCAUGCAACUCAUCAAGGACUACAAGUGCUAGAAGAUAUUGAGCACAAGAUCGCAUAGUAUGGUUGAAUGUGUUGAAUGAACGCGUUUAUUGCUCACAGGAUGGAUUAACUUAUGUGGAGGUCGAUAUUCUUUGAUGUGGAUUGGGAAUCGAGGGGUCACAAAAAUGGCAGCGAAGUGAAGUUUUGGAACAUCGGCUACUUGCCUCAUCGAGGGGUCGUGUCGAGGAAAACUGUUACAACGUAGUCAGGCACAGUUUACCAUAGGUGCGACUGCGGCAACUAGCCUUCCGUAGACAUAAUACAGAAAGAAGAGAUGGUACUCAGCAGAGAACAUGAGCACAGAGUUGUAGCGGAGAUAAUUUGGCAGGCGAGACUGUAGUUGUUUAUUGUUCUGAACCCCGAAAUUCCGGUACUGGGGCCAUUACCCCGGAGACCCUCGGAACCUGCUGUGUUUUUGCUGCUUGUUUUUUUUAUUUUUAUUGAGAUGAGACACAAGCGCGCCUUCGCCCCUUUGUGCUCACUCUCAUUUAGCACCCAUCAAAGCCUGACCAGGGAGUCAGUUGAUAAGAACAUCUAUCUACAUUCCUCUUUCCAAAGCUCGCUCGGGCCUACCGAUCUCACAGCAGUGUAGACCAACCUCUGUGAUAUAGCGGUGACGGCAGUGUAACCUCUGUGUGUGGUAGACUACAAUGUCUACGAGCUACAGCAGCGCCGCCACCUCCGCUGCUGCAGGACGUCACAUAUU